Molecule: messenger RNA, 3342 nt
Organism: Alternaria rosae
Lineage: Eukaryota; Fungi; Ascomycota; Dothideomycetes; Pleosporales; Pleosporaceae
Exons: 8
Coding region: 282-3266 (994 amino acids)
Molecular function (GO): protein binding; ADP binding
Source: RefSeq, a predicted model, not a curated record
CGUGGCUGUUCAGGCUGUGGGGGCGGUACAAGGCUGAAUCCUGGCCCCUCGCCAACGUUUGGAAGGCUGAGGCGACACAUCCCUCUUGGUACUUUGAAGGAUGCUCGUAGCUUGUUUUGACCAGAGUGAAGGCAUAAUCUAGGUGGAAAGACAACAGCACCACUUCACCCUUACCCGGCAUGCUUUCAUCUAGACGAAUCGCAAUCAACCAAGGCUAGAUUGGAUUUCUUUUUGCGUAGGCGCGUUUGCGAUUGGCAUGGCUGCGAAUCGGGCCUCUGAACAUGAACGCAACUCCAUUUGCGGCUACGGCUGCCACUGCCCCUCCAACGCGACCCCGCAGCCCAGAGUGGGACAGAGCUAUCGCGGCGUGCAAGAACAGGCUUCAACACAAUGACUGGAGUGAAAUUGAGAAGUUCAGAUCAGCUGGAGAGCUGCAAGAUUUCGUGGAUGGCCUACAAAAGAAGUACAGCGACAAGCGCAUGAACAAGUUCCUCCGUCGAUGUCAUCGCAUCAUUGACCACCUCAGACCAUUUUCGAAAGCAAUCGACGUCUUUGUUCAAUCAGAUCCCACUGUAUCAUGCCUUGUGUGGGGUAGUAUCAGGGUCGUCCUUGAGAUAGCUACCAUUACGGAUGAGGUGGUCGAGCUUGUGGCCACAACUCUAGAGAAGGUCUGCCGCCACUUUCCCAGGUUUCAACGGCUACAUGCAGUGUUCCCGAUGGCUCCAGCAUAUGAAAGGGCGCUCGUGCGUUUGUACGAAAGUUUCGCGGAAUUCUCGAUAUACAUAAUCAACUACCUCCGUACCAAUACUAUCAAGAACAUUGCCAAAAGUGUCUUGGGAAAGCUCAAACAUAAGCUCAAGAAAAAGAGUGACAGGAUCGGCGUCCAAAUCGAAGAGAUGCAAGAAGAAGGGCGUGUAGCAGCACAGGAAGUGGCUAAAACACGCCAAGAUACACUCGAAAGUCUGCUCAAAGCGCCGCCGGACGACUUCUCGGGAGUCAAGCCAGCGAAGUAUAUUCCGCAUUCCAAGAAUCAGGGUUUUGUCGGGCGUGAGCAGGAGCUUAAACAACUGAGGACGUACCUCAUUCAACCUCCCAUACAUCGAGCGCAACUAUCUCCAGCAGCCAACGCCAACAUCAAUACAUCCCAGUUGAUACCCAAAGCAGUUGUGCUUCACGGUCUUGGUGGCCAAGGGAAGUCAGAACUCGCACUACAGUUUGCGUACGAGACCUGGGCCGACUUCGAUUCUAUCCUAUGGGUUGCAGCCGAGACGCCACAGAAGACUCAAACAUCCUUCUCGAAAAUUGCACGCACCCUGAACAUGCCAUCAGCACGCUCCAAUUCUACUGCUGAUGCCACUAAGAUGAGCGGCGAUGUUCUUCAAUGGCUCCGUAAAACGUCGAGUUCCUGGUUGGUCAUAUUUGACAACGCACCCGACGAGGACUACAAGUUUUUGCAAGAAGACUAUUGGCCUCAGGGUACGUCUGGUUCCAUCUUGAUAACGACUCGUGCAGCCCGCUUGGAGCGGGAGUUUAGCAUUCCGCACCAUAUACCUCUAGGCCCAUUGGGCGUUAAGGCAUCGAUUGAGAUGUUGCUGGGUCGCCUACCAGAGCGCACGACCUCGCAAGCACAAGAUACUGCCGAAGAGUUAGCGAAUCGUCUUGGUCAUCUCCCGCUAGCUUUGAGCCAGAUGUCAGGCUAUAUUGAGGAAUCAGGUUUUUCACUCAGCUCGCUUCUUGCUACAUACGAUAGCUUCGGCAACCGCUCGGAACUUCACAGCAAAUCCAAACCAAGCUCAACCACAGCCUACAAGCAUACUAUGGCGACUGUUUGGGAAAUGAACGUCGCUUUGUUGAAGAGCAAUCACGCAGAUGCAGCUCGAACUCUUAGUUUGCUUGCAUUCUGGGACCCUGAUGGCAUCCCUCAAUCAUCUUUGAAAGACACAUCACAAGAAGUCAACCUUGUGAAAGACUUCCAGUACCUCUCACAACCAUUGCCAUGGGGUGACAGCAUACAGGCUUUGCAAAAGCAUCAUCUUGUUACGGUCGACCGUGCCAAAGACAUUCUCAAGAUACAUCGAGUUCUUCAAGACUUCUCGAUCACCAAGCUGGACGAUAGUCUCAAAGCUGACGCUUUUGUUACAACCAUACAACUUCUGCAUCAUGAUUUUCCAACAAAGAGUCUUGCGCAAAAGAGGGGAUUCGAAGAGAUUCGAAAGCUGGGGGACCAGUUUUAUCCGCAUGUACUCACAGCUCUAAGCAGAUACAGAGACCUCAAGCUUCACCUAGCCCCUUCCCCGGAACUUUACGACCUGCUGGAGCACCUUUUCUGGUAUCUGCAUCAUCGUGGGCUGUACAAAACAGCUGAGCCUUAUUUUGAGAUUGCGCGUAACAUCUACAACGAGGAACGAGACACUAACCUGACAAAACUUGCAUUCCUCGAAGGCACGCUGGGGACCAUACAUCGUAACUCGGACGAUGCAGGAGGUGCGGUAAAGUACUUUAGUGAAGAAAUCCGACUUUAUGAAGAGGCGAUCAACAGCGGUGUGAUUGAGGCCCACAACGAAAAGGUCGCCAUUGCCUACGAACAUAUGGCUGUCGCGACACAACAACUUGGUCACUACGAUGAGGCUUUCAUAUGGCAUGACAAGAAUCUUGCAAUCCUGCUGAAAUACUAUAAGGACGAUGUCAUCAAUCUUGCUAUCGCAUUUGUGAACAAGUGCUGGGCUUUGUGGAAGACCGGCAAGCUGGAUGAAGCGGAGCAGACGCUAAAUUGGGUAUUAGCAACAUCGCAAACCGCAUUGGAUGUCAAUAGUCAGGACUUCCAGGCAUGCCGCGCCCGGAAUUUUGCUUUGCGGGUGCUCGGAAACGUAUAUCUUGCACAGCAAAGAUGGGAGGCCGCUUUCGAUACGCACAAACUUGCUUUCAAGCUUCAAGUACAGACUUGGGGUGAGAAACAUUUCGAGACCGGCGUUCUGUUUCACCGGAUUGGUUGUCACUAUGAGUGGAGAGGCGAUACCAAUGGGGCUAUUGAGCAAUUUCGUGCCGCACUGGCCAUCUUCGAGACGACCCACGUCUCCAUGGAGUCGCACAUUAUCCGGACGCGGUACAAACUCGGUUCAGUGCUUGUACGCUACGGCGACCCGCUCGAAGGCGAAAAGCUGAUGGAUCAAGCAAGGCAUGGUAGAUAUACCCUCAAGGGCAUCGACCCAGGGGUGGACGAUGACAUGGAUGCUUAUGAUAUGUUGGUCCCUUAUUGGGCUUGGUGAGCUUCAGACCUAUAGAGCGUUAUGCGUCGCUUUAGCAAUAAGUCAUUGUCUUUUCUGUAUGUUGUCUUGAUCAACA